This is a messenger RNA of Oppia nitens, 920 nucleotides long. Its product is annotated as retinol dehydrogenase 12-like. The transcript has 4 exons. NCBI's taxonomy places the organism in Eukaryota, Metazoa, Arthropoda, Arachnida, Sarcoptiformes, Oppiidae. The record is from RefSeq and is a predicted model, not a curated record. The coding region runs from base 24 to 920 and encodes 298 amino acids.
UAUGCGAAUCCAUACGUAAUUCAAUGCGUUGGACCCGUUGGGGUCCCCGACGGUUCACCCGAUUGCCGAAAUCAUUGAAAGGAAAAGUAGUGGUCAUUACCGGUGCCAAUACGGGUAUCGGCAAAAUCAAUGCCACACUAAUGGCCAAACUCGGAGCUAAGGUAGUUAUGGCGUGUCGAGAUAUGGCCAAAGCUCACAUAGCGGCCGAAGACGUGGCCAAAGAGGCCAAACAGUCGGACGAUGAUAAUGUUGUGGUCAUGAAACUGGAUCUGUCAUCGCUGGCCUCUGUCCGCCAGUUUGCCAAAGAGCUGUCCGAAAAGGUGUCCCAAAUUGAUAUACUUAUCAAUAAUGCCGGUGUCAUGAUGUGUCCGCAUUGGAAAACGGACGACGGCUUCGAGAUGCAGUUCGGUACCAAUCAUUUAGGUCACUUCCUAAUGACACUGCUAUUGUUACCACUGUUACGUCGAGCACCGGCAGCCCGUAUAAUAAACGUAUCAUCCGUUGCCCACUUACGCGGCAAAAUCAACUUCGACGACAUCAACUCGGAUACCAAAUACAACAAAAUGAAUGCCUACUCCCAGAGCAAACUGGCCAACGUUUUGUUUACCCGCGAACUGGCCAACAAACUAUCGGACACGCGUAUCACGUGCUACGCACUGCAUCCGGGUGUUAUCGAUACGGAUCUCUACAGACAUAUGGACGGAUUUCUCGGUUUUAUGACCCGAUUGUUCAAUACUAUUACAAUGAUUAGCGCCGAUUUGGGCGCACAGACCACACACUACUGUGCGCUGGAAGAGUCGCUGAGCGGCGAAACCGGCCGUUACUAUAAAAACUGCGGUCGAGUGGACAAUAUGGUGCCCAAUGCAAAAAAUAAAUUUUUUAUCGUCGAUCGACAUAAAAAAAUUUUGUUUUUAGAAUAA